Lacerta agilis (Sand lizard) is the source of this 2127-nucleotide messenger RNA. RefSeq names its product cholinergic receptor nicotinic beta 2 subunit (gene CHRNB2). Gene Ontology annotation, biological process: signal transduction; nervous system process; chemical synaptic transmission. The coding region runs from base 534 to 2063 and encodes 509 amino acids. Lineage: Eukaryota; Metazoa; Chordata; Lepidosauria; Squamata; Lacertidae. The record is from RefSeq and is a predicted model, not a curated record. Gene Ontology annotation, cellular component: neuron projection; postsynaptic membrane; synapse. The transcript is spliced from 6 exons. Gene Ontology annotation, molecular function: transmembrane signaling receptor activity; acetylcholine-gated monoatomic cation-selective channel activity.
CCCCUCCCGAGCAUCAUCUCGCCGCGGCCCCUUCACAGGUUCUCCUGCGCAUCGCCUUGGCGAGCCAGGCGAGGUCGGGGCGUGGGUAGGUUGGUAGGUGGGUGAGUGAGUGGAUGGGGGCUCCCGGGUUUUUGCGCAUGGCUCUCCGGCGAGGCUGACGGUCCGUUCAGCACCAGGGACAGCGGCAAAGCGCUCCAGCACCACGGAGAGCGCUCCGUUGCCCCAAAAGAGGAAGCGCCGGCUUGGACUUCAGCACCACGGACAGCGGCCGAAAGGUGGGGGGCGACUUAGAAGGAACUUGGGCUGGGUUAGAGAUUGCGGUGCCCCCCAAAAAACAACUCAAAGAAGCCUCCAUUCUCUGCAGUCUCCCCACCUACACACACACACACACCCCUCAUUCAAUCCUAGGAGCUGCCGGAACCGCCUGCACCACUUGGAUUGUAACCCCCCCAUAUUGAAGUGGGGGUGGAACGCGAAAGGACAGAGGCAAUGUCUUUAUUUUGAGGGAGAAGAUUCCUCGCCCACCCGCUUCAAUGGCUCUUCUGAUCUGCCUCUGCCUCCUUGGGAUCCUGAGAAGGACCCUGGGCACAGACACGGAGGAGCGGUUGGUAGAACAUCUCCUGGAUCCGUCACGGUACAACAAGCUGAUCCGCCCGGCCACCAAUGGAUCCGAGUUGGUCACUGUGCAGCUGAUGGUAUCAUUGGCCCAGCUCAUCAGCGUGCACGAGAGGGAGCAGAUCAUGACCACCAACGUGUGGCUGACCCAGGAAUGGGAGGAUUAUCGCCUUAUGUGGAACCCAGAGGAGUUUGAUGACAUGAAGAAGGUGCGGCUGCCAUCCAAACACAUCUGGCUUCCAGAUGUUGUGCUCUACAACAAUGCCGACGGGAUGUACGAGGUGUCCUUCUACUCCAACGCCGUCGUCUCCUAUGACGGCAGCAUCUUCUGGCUCCCUCCGGCCAUCUACAAGAGUGCCUGCAAAAUCGAGGUGAAGCAUUUCCCCUUCGACCAGCAGAACUGCACCAUGAAGUUCCGCUCGUGGACCUACGACCGGACGGAGAUCGACCUGGUGCUGAAGAGCGAGGUGGCCAGCUUGGACGACUUCACCCCCAGCGGGGAGUGGGACAUCAUCGCCCUGCCGGGACGGCGCAACGAGAACCCCAACGACUCCACCUACGUGGACAUCACCUACGACUUCAUCAUCCGCCGCAAGCCGCUCUUCUACACCAUCAACCUCAUCAUCCCUUGCAUCCUCAUCACCUCCUUGGCCAUCCUGGUCUUCUACCUGCCUUCCGACUGCGGCGAGAAGAUGACCCUCUGCAUCUCGGUCCUCUUGGCUCUCACCGUCUUCCUGCUUCUCAUCUCCAAGAUCGUGCCGCCAACCUCGCUGGACGUGCCGCUGGUAGGCAAGUAUCUGAUGUUCACCAUGGUCUUGGUCACCUUCUCCAUCGUCACCAGCGUCUGCGUGUUGAACGUCCACCACCGCUCGCCGACCACCCACACCAUGCCGCCCUGGGUCAAGGUGGUCUUCCUCGACAAGCUGCCCACCCUCCUCUUCAUGAAGCAGCCCCGGCAGAACUGCGCCCGCCAGAGGUUGCGCCAGAAGCGGCAGAACCAGGAGCGGACGACCGGGAGCUUCUUCCUCCGCGAAGGAGCCAGGUCCUGCACUUGCUACGUCAACCCAUCCACGGUCAAGAAGUUCGGGACCGGGAGCGGCGGCGAUGGCGGGGGGAGGCCCUUUACGGAAACGUCGGAGCCGGGAGUCAACGGUUACCGGGACAGGCCGGGCCAAACGGUGCCACCACCAGGCCCCUGUUGCUGCGGCCUGGAGGAGGCUGUGGAUGGAGUACGCUUCAUCGCAGAUCAUAUGAAGAGCGAAGACGACGACCAGAGUGUGAGCGAGGACUGGAAGUACGUUGCCAUGGUGAUCGACCGCCUCUUCCUGUGGAUCUUCAUCUUCGUCUGCGUCUUCGGCACCAUUGGCAUGUUCCUGCAGCCUCUCUUCCAGAACUAUGCCACCAAUUCCCUCUUGCAGAUCAGCCACGGUGGUCCCGGCUCCAAGUAGCCCCUGGCCUCGCCCUUCUCCUUUGCCAACCUUUUCGGAGCGAGCGAAGAGAGGCAGGCAAAGG